Messenger RNA from Stegodyphus dumicola, 2679 nucleotides. RefSeq names its product alpha-crystallin B chain-like. The record is from RefSeq and is a predicted model, not a curated record. Lineage: Eukaryota; Metazoa; Arthropoda; Arachnida; Araneae; Eresidae. Gene Ontology annotation, biological process: protein refolding; response to heat. Gene Ontology annotation, cellular component: nucleus; cytoplasm.
CUUCAAAUUGGAGGUCAGCUCUCUGAGUUCUCGGUUGUGCAUUUGGAAAUCCGUGCCCGACGACAUUUCGCACGAGCGAAGUUUCAACGCAGCCAGGCAAAAAUAAUAGUGUAAAAUAAUAGGCGAAAUAAGAACUGAAUUAAUUGAAUGAAAAAUACAACUCUAAUGAAAUUCGACGAAAAAAGUGUUUCAUAUUAGCAGAAAAUACUGUCGCCAGUCUGUUUCGGACAAAUCAGAAUGUUUACAAGUAGCGCAUGUGCAUUAGAAAAAACAAGACCCUGGUUUAAAACGUAUAAACUUAUAUUUCGUGCAACAUAAAAGACACUGAAAGCAUGGACGGGAACGGCGUACGAAAAGAUUUUAACUUUCCAAAAAUGGCACCUGAACGUAAGGUACCUAUUCAGAAAUCUGAUUUCCAUGUCCUUGACGAUGAAUUCCACUCGAUCCGAGGUCGCUUCGAAGGCGAGAUGAAGAAGAUGGAAGAGGAGAUGGCGCGAUUGCGAGCCAAGCUGCAAGAGCAGGAGCGAGGGGCUUUCAAGUCCAGUGCAUCUAUUCGCAUGUCCACCACUGAGGAGUCCUCUUCCAGUCACAAGUCCGUUGACCACAGCUCUUGGAUGGAUGACUUCAGCUCGCCGCUCAUUCAGAAUGGAGAUGAUGGCAAGAAUCUCAAACUCAGAUUCGAUGUCAGCGAUUAUGCCCCUGAAGAGAUCCUUGUGAAAACAAUUGACAAUAAAUUGAAGGUGACAGCUAAACAUGAGGAAAAGACUCCCAAUAAGACCAUAUAUCGUGAAUACAAUCGAGAGUUCCUUCUACCGGCUGGAACGAAUCCAGAGCUCAUCAAGUCUUCUUUAUCCAAGGAUGGAGUUUUGACUAUUGAGGCUCCCUUGCCAGCCAUCGCAUCUUUCCGAGAGCGCACCAUACCUAUCGACAAGAUCUAGAUCUUCGUUACGCAGCUUUUGAAGUGAUUUGAGACAACUGUAGUUCUCGCAUGUUAUUCGUAUUGCUAUCUGCAAAUCCUCAAGAUCCUUCUUGUAGAUGACUAGUCCACCGAAUCUCAGCUCUUGGAUACAUUUCAGUACUUUGAUGUACGUACACUAGACAUUGUGAUUGCAUUUCAGCUUCACUAUAUACCAAAUAUUUCCCAACCUACCCAGCACUAGAGAAUCGUUAUAUCUGGGUAGUAUUUCUUGAUUUUCUUACAACCAAUGAAACACAUUGGCCGAUGAAAUAAGUGUUAUUGUAUUGUUCGGGUGGAAACUGAAAAACUUAAAGCUAUUUAGAUUUUAUUUAAUUUCAGCUUAUAAAACGGUAGCUCAGAGAAUGUCAACAGCAUUUUAAUAAUUUCUUCGUAAAACAACACUUGUUAUAUGAUUCACUCUUCGAUUCAAUAAUAUACUUGAAAAGACAUAUCCUUCCAUAUUGAAGAAUUUUAAAAUUUAGAAUAAUUAAUCAAACUUAAAUUCUUCUUAAGAAGUUGUUUAAUGUGUAGUUAAUAGAUGUGGUUAGAUUUUGUGAAUUCGUAUUGGUAGAAAUUAUACUAUCACAUUUUGUACAAUAAAUCUGCGUUAUAAAAUGCAAAAUACAAUCAAAAUUUUUACCAACAAGUGGUUUAUAUAAAAUUCUGUAACUUAUAAUCAAAGCUCCCAUUUGUAUGAAUAUUUCUGUAAUUCUUUCUUUUCAAUCCAUCUUCUUCAACUUGGGCGGAUUUUAGUUGCUAAAUGAAUUUGCUGAAUUGCUUUAGGUAUCAGAUUUAAUUUUGAAUUUCAUAAUUCUGAAAACAGCUCUUGACAAUUUCAAGAAUACUAAUUCAGAUAAUGCUGAUGACAGUUUUUCUAUGGCUGUUUCACUUCUUACGUAAAUUUUUCCACAAAAUUUUAAUUUUUUAUUUUCACAGUAAAUUUUUGUGAUAAUAGAAUGUAUAAGUCAUACAUAUUUUUGGACAAAUUUAUAUUCAUGUUUUAAACGUAAAUUUCGUCCAAAUGCUUUCUUUGCAUCCCAAUGAAUUUUCUUUGGUGAUUUGCUAUGCAUCUAAAUUUUGAAUAAUUCAUUUUAACUUUUUAAUGCCUUUUACUAUCGCAUAACCGGUUUUAAGAUUUAAAUCUUGCAGCUAUUUUAUUGAAUUUUCUAUUUUUAUAUAAAUUUUGUUUUAUAAAACAAACUUUUCUAAAAUAUCUGAUUUCAUUUGUUUCGUGGCAGCGUUUAUGAAUAAUAUAAUCUACAUUUCAAAUUAAAUGCGGCAGAAAAAGAUGUACUAAUGCAUUUGUGCUAGUAUUCCAUUUUAUAUAGUUCCUUUUAGGAAGUUUCAAAGACAGUAUAGAGUAGUUUGUUUUUUAAGUUACAUUUGUGCAUCAAAACUCCCCGCAAUUACAUUUUAAGUUUAUUUGAUAAUUUAUUACUGCUUUACUUAUCAUUGAGAGAAUAUUUCAUGAUUUUCAUCAUUGUGUUACGAUUGCUUGUAGUUAUCAUAUGAAAAUGGUUUGCCAACAUUCCCAUUGAAGAACAUAAUUACGCAUGCGUAGAGUCUUUCAUCUUCGACAAGAACGCUGUAUGCGUGCGUUUUGAUGUAAUAGAUGUAAUAUAUACUUUGAGAGAAUGCAUUAGUAUGUAAAGAAAUAUCUAUCUAUAUAUAUUUCAGAUUAUAUUUAAAAGUGGAAAAAUAAAUUUCUAUGUAUAUUAUUA